Molecule: messenger RNA, 1190 nt
Organism: Lipotes vexillifer (Yangtze River dolphin)
Lineage: Eukaryota; Metazoa; Chordata; Mammalia; Artiodactyla; Lipotidae
Gene: HINT3
Product: histidine triad nucleotide binding protein 3
Exons: 10
Coding region: 1-834 (277 amino acids)
Molecular function (GO): catalytic activity
Source: RefSeq, a predicted model, not a curated record
AUGUCUUCACAGAUGGGAACUAUAUCAAGUCCAAGGUUUGGGAAUGGGAAGCAAAUUUUUGAAAGUAACAGACAUCGUUAUACACUCUUGGGGCACCUUACAUUACAGGCUUCAGGGAAACGACACUCAGUACAGUCAACAGGUUCCAUUCCGCCCCGAGGACAAGGCGCUCCCUGGCAGCCGGCGUGCAAGCGAGCCUCUGGCUUUGAGGCUCCGCAGCUAGUCAGUCGCCUUCGGUCUAGCGUGGCCCGGGAUCAGCGAGUGUGCCCAACUCCCUGUCCUCCCCAGCGCCAGAAGUCAUGUGCCGACUCUGAGGCAGCGGCGGUUGCAGAACCUCUGGGAUCCCCUUCGGAGACCACCGCCGUCGCCGCAGAGUCGCCGGAGCUCGAGAACUACAGUAGCAAGCAGGUUACACUCAAUAUCUGGAAAAAUAAUCGAGAUUUUUGUGUGGCUGUGCCUCCACAUUUUAGCAGCUCUUGGUUGAAAAAUGAAGACCUAGUUUGCUUCAAAGAUAUCAAGCCAGCAGCACCUCAUCAUUAUCUUGUGGUGCCAAAGAUGCAUAUUGGAAACUGCAGAUAUCUAAAGAAAGAUCAGAUAGAACUGGUUGAGAACAUGGUAACUGUUGGAAAAAACAUUCUUGAAAGGAAUAAUUUCACUGACUUCAAAAAUACGAGAAUGGGUUUCCAUGUGCCACCAUUCUGUUCCAUUUCCCAUUUGCACCUUCAUGUUCUGGCACCAGCCGAUCAGCUUAGCUUCUUAUCAAAAUUGGUUUAUAAAGUGAAUUCCUAUUGGUUUAUCACAGCUGAUUAUUUGAUUGACAAACUAAGAACAUGAAAAUGUCAACAGUGGAAGAUUUUCCUAAUUUUAGCUCAACAUAAACUAAUAUUCUGGUCUCUUUGAAGUCUAAUUACAAUUGGGUUUUAUGUGAAGCUAUUACUGGGUAGUUUUAAAUUGUUUCUUAAUGUUUGUUUCUUGAAAUCUGUGAUAUAGUUAUAUGAAUAUUUUGUCAUUGACUUUGUUUUAGUGGUUCCUUGUCUAAGGUAUAAGAUACUAUAGAUAAAAUCCCAUUAAAACAAAUUCUGUUAAUCAAGAAGGGCUCUGUAUUUUUUUUAAGUUCAAACAUUUUUAUUUCUCAGUAGUCAAUUAUAAUAGUGAUUUAUUUAUGAAGAAUAAACUGGUAUAAAAAGUAC